Suillus bovinus is the source of this 768-nucleotide messenger RNA. RefSeq lists its product as uncharacterized. The record is from RefSeq and is a predicted model, not a curated record. The transcript has a single exon. The annotation marks the transcript as partial. NCBI's taxonomy places the organism in Eukaryota, Fungi, Basidiomycota, Agaricomycetes, Boletales, Suillaceae.
AGACAAAAAACCACGAACAACCUGGACGUUACCAGAUUUGCAAUACAAGAAAUAACCGGACACCUAGAAACAGAUGCCAGCAUUUGGGAGAAUAGCAGACACAAAGAUAUAUCUCGCAAGACGAGACAGUUCCUGUACAAAGCCAUGCACGGUGCACAUAAAAUCGGAGAAUACUGGUCAAAAAUACCAACAUAUGAACAUCGGGCGAAAUGCACCCACUGCAACGCAGACAACGAAUCCCUAGAACACAUUUUGAUCAACUGCCCAAAUAAUACCAGCUCACUAAUCUGGUCCCUAGCCAAACGAACAUGGCCCCUAAAAUUUGGUAACUGGCCAAGGAUAAGCAUAGGAACAGUCCUAGGAUGCGGAAACAUAAACCUACCACCGUUAACUAGACAAAAUAACCCACCCGACAAUCAACCAGCGAACAACUCACAAAAAGGCGCCUCCAGACUCCUGAAAAUUCUGAUAUCCGAAUCCGCGUACCUAAUAUGGACGAUGAGGUGCGACAGAACAAUAAACGGCACCACAUACACAAAACAAACAAUCACAAAACGAUGGACAUCAACCAUAAAUAAACAACUACAAAUAGACAGACUCACAGCGAGAAGAAUUAACCGCACCUCACCUUUCCAACAGCUCGUUACAUCCACGUGGAAAGAAAUAAUCACCUCAAACAACCCCCUUCCAAAGAACUGGGCUAUCGCCCUAGAGGUUUUAGUGGGUAUUAAGCCGCCCAGGCCCUCUUCGAACGAGGCAACCAGGUAG